CGCAUUUUAAAGCCUCAAACUUGGAGUGCCAUUUCUCCACACACCAUGCUAACAUAGCCCAGGAGUUUCCUAAAGGCACAGAGCUACGCAAGCACAAGGAGAUGAGUUUAAACAGGCUUACUGCACCUGGCCAACUGUACCCAGGAGACUUCCUGAGAUCAAACAAUAAUGCUGCCACAGCAACAUUUACGGCUGAUGGGAACUUUGUUGUCACAACCACAAAGCAAGUUUGGGAAACUAGCUCAGCAGGAAAUGGAGGUGCCUUCAUAAUCAUGCAAGCGGAUGGGAACCUGGUCAUAUACGACGGCAACGACACACCCAUAUGGGCCAGCCAAACUGGUGGGAAUGGUGGACCAGCAUCCCAGCUCUGCUUGGCCGAUGACGGGCACCUACAAAUACUUGAUGGUGGAAAACUGAUCUGGAGUCGCCACUGAAUGAUGUUCAUCCUCCUGUUCCUGAUGCACCACACUGAGACCAGCAGAUUGGGAUUCUAAAUUGUUUUCUAGUCAUC
Molecule: messenger RNA, 511 nt
Organism: Clupea harengus (Atlantic herring)
Lineage: Eukaryota; Metazoa; Chordata; Actinopteri; Clupeiformes; Clupeidae
Product: B-type lectin plumieribetin-like
Source: RefSeq, a predicted model, not a curated record